Molecule: messenger RNA, 967 nt
Organism: Fulmarus glacialis (Northern fulmar)
Lineage: Eukaryota; Metazoa; Chordata; Aves; Procellariiformes; Procellariidae
Product: olfactory receptor 14C36-like
Exons: 1
Biological process (GO): G protein-coupled receptor signaling pathway
Cellular component (GO): membrane
Molecular function (GO): olfactory receptor activity; G protein-coupled receptor activity
Source: RefSeq, a predicted model, not a curated record
AUCCCUGUGCCCAGAGGCAGUAAAUGCCCAACAGCAGCUCCAUCACCAAAUUCCUCAUCCUGGCACUCGCAGAAAUGCAGGAACUGCAGCUCUUGCACUUCUGUUUUUUCCUGGGCAUCUACCUGGCUGCCCACCUGGGCAACGGACUCAUCAUGUCGACCGCCUCCAUACCCCCAUGUACUUUUUCCUCCUCAAUCUCUCCCUCCUCGACCUGGCCUCCAUCUUCACCAUUGUCCCCACAUCCAUGGCCAAUUCCUUCUGGGAAACAAGGGCUAUUUCCUACUCAGGAUGUGCUGCCUAGGUCUUUUGCUUUCUCUUUUUUAUGUCAGCAGAGUAUUUUCUUCUCACUGUCAUGGCCUAUGACUGCUAUGUUGCCAUCUGCAAACCCCGGCACUACGGGACCCUCCUGGGCAGCAGCGCUUGUGCCAAAAUGGUAGCAGCGGGCUGAGGCAGUGGUUUUCUCAGUGCUGGGCUUCACACUGCCAACACAUUUUCAAUACCACUCUUCCAAGGCAAUGCUGUGGAUCAGUUCUUCUGUGAAAUCCCCCUGCUCCUCAAGCUCUCCUGCCCAGACUCCUACCUCAGGGAAGACGGGCUUCUUGUGGUUAGUCUUUCUGUAGCUUUAGGCUGUUUUGUCUUCAUUGUGCUGUCCUAUGUGCAGAUCCUCAGGGUUGUGCUGAGGAUCUCCUCCGAGCAAGGACAGCACAAAGCCUUUUCCACGUGCCUCCCUCACCUGGCCAUCGUCUCCCUGUUUGCUAGCACUGCCAUGAUUGCCUACCUGAAGCCCCCUUCCAUCUCCUCCCCAUCCCUGGAUCUGGUGGUGGCAGUUCUGUACACAGUGGUAACUCCAGCAGUGAACCCUCUCAUCUACAGCAUGAGGAACGAGGAGCUCAAGCAUGCCAUUAGGAAGGUGAUUUUGUGGAUGUUUCUCAAUAGUGAUAAAUUUCCCAUCUUUCUCCACAAAUGA